Molecule: messenger RNA, 689 nt
Organism: Rhodamnia argentea
Lineage: Eukaryota; Viridiplantae; Streptophyta; Magnoliopsida; Myrtales; Myrtaceae
Product: metallothionein-like protein 4B
Exons: 2
Coding region: 288-551 (87 amino acids)
Molecular function (GO): zinc ion binding
Source: RefSeq, a predicted model, not a curated record
UCUCCGAAACUCUGGGCUGUCCCGGUCGCAGAGGCUGCAUGGAAGGGACGUGCCACGUGCCCUUGGCGAGUCCAACACGUACCCAUGCCGUGGGCGAUGCGGGUUGACUCCAUUUGUCAUCCGCCAACCGCCAUGCAUGCAACACCGUCCUUUAACUCUCUCUUAUAUACUUAUAAAGGGACCUCGAAUCUUCCUUCCUCGUACCCCGCCGCCUUCCACAGAGCUCUCGGUAUAUCCUACGCUCGGGAAAACGAAGUAGUUCUGCAGCCGUAAGAAGAAAAUCCGCCAUGUCCGACGUGACUGGAGCUCGUGCUGGCGAUGCCGCCUGCGAUGAGAGGUGCGGCUGCCCUUACCCUUGCUCCGGUGGCGCGUCUUGCAGGUGCGCCACCUCGGGCGGGGAAGCUGAAGGAAGAAUGGACCACAAGAAGUGCCCGUGCGGGGACCACUGCGGCUGCAACCCUUGCAGCUGCGGGUUGGUGGUGGCCGUCGGGACGGGGCGGGCCAACUGCCGGUGCGGACCGGGUUGCACGUGCAUCACUUGUGCCACUUGAACAGCAGAAAGCGAUGCAAUGAACAGUGAUGCAGUAGUGGGAGUCUCUCUACGUCGUCUCCUCUUCCCUUUUUCUUUUUUCUCGGGUUUCCCCAUGUACUGUAACAUAGGAAUGAAAGCAGUAGUUGGUGCUACGUCU